AUGAGCAAACAGAACCAUCCUGCCAACUACUAUUACACUUAUACCAGUCCAGCUUCGAGUGCACCACCAGCUAAUGAGAUGCCCUCGUCCUCAUCGGCUUCGGCACCACCUUCUUAUGACGAAGCAGUUGGACAACUCGCUGAUAAUAAUACCACCACUACAAACGACAAGUCAACUCAUGUACCAGAUGCAUCCAUUCCUGCAUACAAUCCAGCUGUAGUACCCGAUCACGACGAUGUCACUGAUCCCUUGUUACAAGAGAGCCACGUCGAGAAUGACAAUGACCCUUAUCGAGGACGUCCUGCACCACCCACUUAUUCUAUCUAUCGAGCACCUUAUGAGACAUCAUCCUCAGGUGAAAUCAUGACACGCGACCAGCACCUUAACCAAGAUGGUGAAGCCAUCCUCCAGUUCCUUCAUCAGCAUAAUACGACACCCAAGAUGGCAGUACGAUUCUAUGGAUACCAUGAGGAGACGCAUUGGCGUACGCGUAGCUCACGUGACAAUGAUGGCAAUUGGGUUGAGGAACGUGAACCAGUAACGACACGUGUGGAUGAUUUUUGCUUUCAAAUUGAUUGCAGCGAAUACGUUUCUCCGCAAUGCAUUGGAAUGUAUGUGACACCCGACAAAAAGACUGGUCAAGUGAAGACUGUACGACAAUUGUGUGAUGAUUACGUCCAUGAGCACAACAAGCUCAAGGAAUUACGACUCACCAAGGUGAUUGAAUGGAAUUAUCCAGAAUUGACACGAGCCUUCACAGCCGCCAUUCGAGCCCAUGGUUAUUAUCACUCGGUGGAGAUCUCAUUCGAGAUGAAGGAAUAUCGAAUCACCAUCAAAUCAGGAUCCGAUUUAUCACGACUUGCUGAUAACAAGGCGGUGCGAUUCUUGUUCUUCAUUACUUGCUUGUGGAUUCUCGCAUGGCCCAUCCUUUGGUUCUAUCGCAAACAUUAUGGUCACAACACCUUACAAAGCAAAUGGAGAAUGAACAUUUCGGAGCGAGACUGGUACAAUCUCAAGGUACAAGAAGUGUUAGGACAAGUGCGUCAUCAAGGUCAAGCUUUUGGUACUGUACCUUUUAUUCUCGGAUAA
Lichtheimia ornata is the source of this 1089-nucleotide messenger RNA. RefSeq lists its product as uncharacterized. Lineage: Eukaryota; Fungi; Mucoromycota; Mucoromycetes; Mucorales; Lichtheimiaceae. The transcript has 4 exons. The coding region runs from base 1 to 1089 and encodes 362 amino acids. The record is from RefSeq and is a predicted model, not a curated record.